Molecule: messenger RNA, 2157 nt
Organism: Hylaeus anthracinus
Lineage: Eukaryota; Metazoa; Arthropoda; Insecta; Hymenoptera; Colletidae
Gene: Ctns
Product: cystinosin homolog
Exons: 9
Coding region: 521-1591 (356 amino acids)
Biological process (GO): L-cystine transport
Cellular component (GO): lysosomal membrane
Molecular function (GO): L-cystine transmembrane transporter activity
Source: RefSeq, a predicted model, not a curated record
CGCUAGCCAUUUGCGAACCGUGUUCGCCAAUGUGGUAUCAGCGCCGCUAUCGUCCAACGAUCGUCGAAGGAAAAAAGGAACCGUCCGCCUUUCACCUGCAAUAAACUCUGCUCGAGACAUUGGCUCGUGCUAGUCGCUCCUGGAGAACUGCUCGCGUUGGUUCGAAUCGAGCGGUGUUUGGUGAAGCACGGUGAGUUUCGAUCCACGAAUCCCGAUCGAUGCAGUCUCGAUCGUGACGAGGUGCGAUUCCGUUUUGGCAGGAGAGCAACAGCGCAAACGCGGAAGAGAGGAACUGAUGUUGGCGUCAAACCGGAUGAAAUACCAGGGACGAACCAGCGAUAGUCUCGCUGGAAGUUCAAGGCUGAAGCCGUGAGAAGGUGAUAACGUUCGACAAACUGGAUCCGCUGGACUUUGGCAAGCUAGGCGUAGAGAGUGCGUGCUCGCCUGGAUGAAGCUGUAUCGAAUGACCGAUUCAUAGACCUGUUCGCGCGAACGUGGAAAUCGGCAGAAACGAUCGAGAAUGGCUUCUCUCUGGUAUAUCGGAAUUUUUGCAGCGUUAGUUGUAGGACAAGUAUGGGCAGACUUACAAGUUUCGUCUCAAGACCUAAAAGUUCACCUUGACGCUCAAAAGUCAUUUACUCUGUGCCUGACGAAGAAUCUAUCUGGAGCUGCAUCUGUGUUGAUAAACGUGCAACAUCCAGAUUUAUUAUCCACUGAUCCUGUUACUUUUAAUAUCAGUGAGAAUGAUAUUAAGAGCCAGUGGAAUAUAUCUGUAAAGGGCCUUAAUGCAGGACAUUCCAUUGUUAGUGCUAAUGUCACACCUUAUAAUAUAACGGAUUUUUCACAAGCAUUUGUUAGAGUUACUAUAGAAAAGUCGGACACUCUUUAUCAUAUAAGUGCUGUAGUUGGAUGGAUAUACUUUUUAGCAUGGAGUGUAAGUUUCUAUCCACAGAUAUACAGCAAUUACAGACGGAAAAGUGUUGUAGGAUUAAAUUUCGAUUAUUUAUCGUUAAAUUUGGUCGGUUUUAUUAUGUAUGCCCUGUUUAAUUGUGGUCUAUUUUGGAUACCAGAAAUAGAGAUUGAAUAUUUUAAGCGAUAUCCGAAAGGUUUAAAUCCUGUGCAAGUGAAUGAUAUAUUUUUCUCUUUGCAUGCAGUAUUUGCUACUGUGAUAACUAUCGUUCAAUGCUUUUAUUACGAGGCAGGUACUCAAAGAGUAUCUACAACCGCACGUAUUAUUCACGGAAUAUUUGCAGUCAUUGUACUAGUUUCUAUAAUACUAGCUGGCACAGAAACGCUAGCGUGGCUCGAUUUCCUAUAUUAUUGUAGUUACAUUAAAUUGUGUAUAACAUUAAUCAAAUACGUUCCACAAGCAUUUUACAAUUAUAAAAGAAAAUCCACAGUUGGUUGGAGCAUAGGAAAUAUAUUUUUAGAUUUUACCGGUGGUGUUUUGUCGAUGCUGCAGAUGAUACUGAAUGCAUACAAUUAUGAUGAUUGGGAAAGUAUUUUUGGAGACCCAACGAAAUUCGGUCUGGGAUUCUUUUCAGUUGCAUUUGAUAUAUUUUUCAUUAUACAACAUUACAUUUUGUAUUGACUAGAUACCCACAAUGCAACAAUCGAUGAAACACUUCACAAACAAGAAAAUUUAUAUAAUGGAGAUAAAGGGACAAUAGUGAAAGAUACAUGUUGCUAUUUAUAAAUAUAUUAAAAAUGUAUUAAAACUUGCAAACUUCAUUCCAUUUUGAAUGAAGAUUCAGUAUUGAGUAUUUAAAAUGUUACAGUAUAUGCCUAUUAUCGUAUUAUAAUAGGAAAUUUACAUUCCACUUAAAAUGUUGAUAAACAGUCACUAUUGAGAUUAUUUUUACGGGUUUUUAAAUAUCUAAAUGAAUCUCCGUUGGUUGUUGAUUAUAAAUAAAUAAAUGAAAAAAAAUACUUAGAUUGAUAGAUGUACAUACGUGUAAGAAUUAAAUUACUGUAUUUUGAUUUAGCCUAACUAGUUUUGAUGCAAUAUUCUAAAUAAAAAUUGUAAAUAUAUUUUUUCGUGCCAAACAGUUACUAGGGUAAUUUUAAUACAAAUUCAGUUUUGUUAUCGAUGAAAAUAAUGCGACUACAUUAUUGUGCCAAACAAUGUUCUUGUAAAUAAAAUACAUAUUUAGCGUU